AUGGCAUUCUCGUUCAUAAGGCUUGGAUUACGCUCGGUUGCUCUGAAUUUAGAAAGAGCAGCCAUUCUCUCUACCGCAUCAGUACAGAGUAAUAUGAAGCUCAUCCAUACGCAGCCGAUCUGCAACGGCACAGUAUGCUACUUGCAAGACAAGGUUCGCGACAAUCACGACGUGGCAGAGAGGAGCUCCAACUCCUUGCGGCGGUGCUACAGCAAACAGCACGGCAGGCCCGAGGAGCUCAGGAGGAAAAAAGAGUCCGACAGUGAGAGCGACUCGGAUACAGAAUGCAAGGGAUUUGAUAGGACGGAAUUUUGGCGUCGCAAGAUGCGCACGGUUCACAACAUUCUGGAUGUUGACAAAGACGGCUUGGUCUCCUUUAACGACUUCCUGCUUUUCGCUGAAAGGUUCAAGGCUCUCGGGCACCUUGAUGACGAGCAGGCGAGGGAGUUUAUUGAUAUCAUAAAGAUGACAUGGGAAGAGCAAUGGGGCGCCAUCGACCCGUACAACUUCGUGACCGUGGAGCAGUACUUGGAGGACAUGCAUCACGUGCUCAACGACAAGUCCCUGAAGAAGAGGGCGCACCGCUGGUUGCCGUAUUUGUUUAAGGCUGUAGACAAGGACAAGUCGGGUUACAUAUCAGUGAAGGAGUUCAAACUCUUUUUCCAGUGUCUCGGGCUCGAUAAUGAACACGCGGCCGUGGCUUUCGCUGUCAUCGACACUAACGGGGACGGCAAAGUGUCCCUUAAAGAGUUCGUCAAGUUGGGUAAGGAAUUCUUCUGCACCGAAGACGAAACCAAAGUGUCCAAAAUGUUCUGGGGGCCACUCAUCGACGUGUGA
Molecule: messenger RNA, 837 nt
Organism: Parnassius mnemosyne (clouded apollo)
Lineage: Eukaryota; Metazoa; Arthropoda; Insecta; Lepidoptera; Papilionidae
Source: the annotation of a GenBank genome assembly